UACCGCCGACGGUCACAUAGAGACCCAAAUCUCUCCGCCGUGUCCCAUGCGCACUUUAGCCACUCCCUCUCCCCCAUGUUUAUCGUGUUCCAUGUUUAGCCAUGUCCGCUUCUGCCGCAAUAGCCGUGUCGUAUCCACCGCCGCCGUAGUAUCUCCAGCUCUGAGUUCCAGUAAUGCUGUCAAUUUGGAGAUAUGCGUUGCAGCGACUGUAUUAACUCCAUUAACACCACUUCUUGGUCUCUACUUUGGUUCUCAAGCUCACUGGCAGCUGAAUUUGUUCGGUGAACAUAUAAAAGGCUUUGUUGGCAUUAUUUUCUGUCCAAGGAGAAUUUGUCCGCUGCUAGCGAUGCCCAAGUUACAUAGAGAUGUGUGUGCAAGAAAUUAUCUGCACUUUAUUACAAGGUGUGGUCGAUCUUCCUGUCGUUGGAAAUUGCAAGACCUCGGAGUAAACCCGGGAUUCAAGCCUUGUGUUCGUUACAUAAUUCACUUGAGGAAGCAAAGAACAUUCUUCAACACUGUUUUGAGCCAUCACUGGGGAUGCUAUACCGUAGAAAUUGAGAAACCAAAAUAUGCAUGUAUGAAAAGUCUUAGACGCAUGGAGGACAUUGUUCCUAGAUCAAGUGGGUUUCAGCUCUGGUGGAACGUAGUAGAACUUCUUCUAGAUCAGCUAUGGUGGAGGCGACAUGCUUUAAAGAAACUCAUUGACUGGGAAAGUGUGGAAGAAGACAAGGGGAAGGAUUCCAUUGUGGCUUACAUCUUGCAUCUCAUGAAAAAGAAAUCAGGACAGAUUUUCAUUCCACCAGAAGAACAGAUAUCUUUGCAGCUUAUGCGUGAUCCUGUCAUUGUUGCUUCUGGACAGACUUAUGAACGGGUCUGUGUCGAGAAAUGGUUCUGUGAUGGAAAACUCUUGCCCCAAUACUCAGAAGCAGCUCCCACAUCUUUCCCUGACUCGCAACUACUGUGUUACAAGUCUGAUUGCGAGUUGGUAUCAGCAGAAUGGGAUCACUGCAUCAUUUUCUGUCCAAAGUAUUUCUGA
Arabidopsis thaliana (thale cress) is the source of this 1036-nucleotide messenger RNA. RefSeq names its product RING/FYVE/PHD zinc finger superfamily protein. The record is from RefSeq and is marked reviewed. Gene Ontology annotation, biological process: protein ubiquitination. The coding region runs from base 47 to 1036 and encodes 329 amino acids. The transcript has 7 exons. Gene Ontology annotation, molecular function: ubiquitin-protein transferase activity. NCBI's taxonomy places the organism in Eukaryota, Viridiplantae, Streptophyta, Magnoliopsida, Brassicales, Brassicaceae.